Molecule: messenger RNA, 471 nt
Organism: Lontra canadensis (Northern American river otter)
Lineage: Eukaryota; Metazoa; Chordata; Mammalia; Carnivora; Mustelidae
Product: protein S100-A6
Exons: 3
Coding region: 107-379 (90 amino acids)
Cellular component (GO): nucleus; perinuclear region of cytoplasm; cytoplasm
Molecular function (GO): S100 protein binding; calcium ion binding
Source: RefSeq, a predicted model, not a curated record
UCACAGCCCCUCUCUGGCCCCUUGCCCUCGCCUCCCUUCUGGAUGGACCCUGCUUCCGCCUUCCCUUCCAGCAGGGCAAAUAAAGCUCUGAGCCCAGCGCCCAGCCAUGGCGUGCCCCCUGGACCAGGCCAUUGGCCUCCUCGUGGCCAUCUUCCAUAAGUACUCGGGCAAGGAUGGCGACAGGAGCACUCUGAGCAAGAAGGAGCUGAAGGAGCUGAUCCAGAAGGAGCUCACCAUCGGCGCGAGGCUGCAGGACGCUGACAUUGUGAAGCUCAUGGAGGACCUGGACCGAAACAAGGACCAGGUGGUGAACUUCCAGGAAUAUGUCACCUUUCUGGGGGCCUUGGCUUUGAUCUACAAUGACGCUCUCAAGGGCUGAAAACAAGUCAGGAGGUGGAGACACCCUUGAGCGGGCCUGCCUAAGUAAAAUACUGUGGUGGGUAAUUGUUCAAUAAAUAACUUUUUUUGGUC